ACUUAUACGUAAAAAUAUCAUAUGGAAUAUUUUAAAUGUAUAUGACACCAUAGAAAUUUAGAUUCGAUUAUCGAUUGAUAUAGAAUCGUUUGAAACAAAAAUGUUCGAUAAAAAUAAUGUCAGUUCAAGCAGUUCUGAAGAUGAAACAACAAAAAAUGCAAUGAAAGAAGCGACGGAUCAUCAAUUUCUGAAGAAUAGAUUUUUUGAUAACCACACAUCUAAAAAUUCAGAGAUUUCCAAAGAAACCAUUAAACAUGCAAAUGAUAACACAACAAAUGUAGUAUCAUUAAGAAAAGAUUUAAAUUAUCGAGAGCAAUUUUCCAAUAAUUUUGUAAGUCAGUCAUUCAAAAAUUAUGUUGCGAAAAAGUUAGAAGAAAUAAUAGAAAAAUCUAUUCGAAUAAAGAAAAAAGAAAAAAAUAAUAUUAUUAAUGAGAAAGAAUAUAAGGACAACAAUUAUGGUGUAAAGUUACUCAAUUCUUCAGCUGAGGUUUUAACAAUUGAAGAAGAAAAUGAAGAAUUUCCAAAGUUUCAAAAUAAAAGAAAAAUUGAAACAAUUAUAGAUGAAAAAGCAUAUUUGUUAAAAUGCAAACAAGUGGCUGUGAACCCUGAACAAAUAUUAUCUAAAGUAGAUACUAAAGCGUGGACAAAUAAACGAAAAGGACCUGAGUUUAAUUAUAAAAGAUUGAAAAAUGGUAUUUUAGUGGAAAAGAAGUGA
Eufriesea mexicana is the source of this 715-nucleotide messenger RNA. RefSeq lists its product as uncharacterized. Lineage: Eukaryota; Metazoa; Arthropoda; Insecta; Hymenoptera; Apidae. The transcript has 3 exons. Gene Ontology annotation, biological process: Wnt signaling pathway. The record is from RefSeq and is a predicted model, not a curated record. The coding region runs from base 101 to 715 and encodes 204 amino acids.